This is a messenger RNA of Nicotiana tabacum (common tobacco), 1013 nucleotides long. RefSeq lists its product as uncharacterized. Lineage: Eukaryota; Viridiplantae; Streptophyta; Magnoliopsida; Solanales; Solanaceae. Gene Ontology annotation, cellular component: nucleus. The record is from RefSeq and is a predicted model, not a curated record. Gene Ontology annotation, biological process: poly(A)+ mRNA export from nucleus.
CAAACUUCACUUUAUCAUCUGUUGCCGUAUUGAAGCAGAGAGACCUUAGCUUCAAUCUUCAGCAGUUCGAUUCCUAUCUCCUUUUUCAAUCCUCAACCAUGACUGCCACCGCGGCACAGAUUCCCGAAAACCCUAUCAAAACCCUAGUUCACUCCUCCGACCCUAAUCCCACCCCUCUUUCCGAACCUCUGCCGCACGAUUCCGCAACCGACUCCUUGAAACCACCACCACCAUCUGACGGCGCCAAAAACCAGCCCGAGAAAGAGGCGGCAGCGGCGGGGGAUGGCGGCGGCGGUCAGGCUACUGAUAUAGAGAAGAAGAUGAAGCGAGCGGAGCGGUUCGGAAUGCCGGUUCAGCUUUCCGAACAAGACAAGCGAAACACUCGAGCCGAAAGGUUUGGCACUGCAUCUGCAGCUCAGGGAUCAGAUGCUUUAAAGAAAUCGGAGGAGCAGAAGAGGAAGGCUAGAGCUGAGAGGUUUGGGCUUAACCAAUCAGAUAGUGCUGACGAGGAAGCUAAGAAGAAAGCUAGGUUGGCAAGGUUUACAUCUACCGCGAAGGCUGAUCCUGUAGAGGAAGACAAGAGGAAAGCUAGGGCCCUCAGGUUUUCACAAUCCCAGUCUGGUUCCCAAUCACAAGAGAAUGGCAAAGGAAAAAUUGAGCAGGAUACUGUUGUGGUGGAGAAGGCCGGAGGAGGAACAUAAACCACUCUCAAACUUCGUUCAACAGUGAGGCUUGCUUAUAAUGUUCUUGUUUCAGAUUUUAUUGUUGUGGGUCAUAUGAGACAGAUUAACACCAAGGAGGCGUGUUCAAGUACCUAGUAUCACUCGGUGAAUCCCUUAGGCUGUAGUCAAUAGAUGUCCAAAUUAGUAUAGAAUGACUUUGAAGGCAACUGCUUGUUCUUUUCUGUGCUUGGUAUUGAAGUUUAGUUGCAAGUAGUAGUACUUUUGUUUCUUGAAUUGUAAAGACCGUAAAUUUACAUUCUGAUUUUGUACUCUACAAACUUUCAUUGCGCU